Molecule: messenger RNA, 824 nt
Organism: Pectinophora gossypiella (pink bollworm)
Lineage: Eukaryota; Metazoa; Arthropoda; Insecta; Lepidoptera; Gelechiidae
Exons: 2
Coding region: 388-783 (131 amino acids)
Source: RefSeq, a predicted model, not a curated record
ACGACUUUGGGGCAGCGAUCACGACAAAGAAGUUCUGUGCUAAUAUUUCUGAACACAGUCAUGCAACACGAAGACAGUUGGCUCGACCAAUAUAGACGGAGUUACGGCUCAAGCUCUGUGAGGUGUGGGUACUUAUUUCAGAUGAAAUAACGGCAACGAUCGACGCAACGAUAUACCUCUGACUACCCUAAUCGGGAUUUAGCCGUGGGCUUAUGUUUAUGUAUGCAGUCAUGCAAGUAUGUUUAAAGUAUGUAGUGUCAAAAGUGUUGCAUCGCAACAGUUGCUUUUGAAGUCCUCUCAUGAGAGAAUAACAAUUCGAGUUCAUAAAACUGUGGGAUUUUAUUGGUCUUCCUUUUAAAUAUGUUUCAUCUGACGGUUCAUAAUUGAAUGUUUUUUAUCUAUACACAGGUUCUAGUAGUAGCAGUAUGCGUGAUAGUAGCAGAAUGUACUCUGCCAUUGAUGAAUAACAUGAUGGGCGCAGGGUUGCACAUGGGUGGAGGAAUGAUGGGACCAGGUGGAUUAGGCAUCGGUAUCGGGGCAGGGAUUGGUCCCGGGAUGAUGGGGGGCAUGAUGGGAGGAGGUUUGAUGGGACCCGGCAUGAUGGGCCCCGGCAUGAUGGGCCCAGGUAUGAUGGGCCCAGGUAUGAUGGGAUUCAAAGACAAAGACAAGGAGCUUGAAAAGCCAAAAGACGCACAGCCUGCGCCUAAGGACCUAGCGGAGGACCUGGCUGUCGCAAUCGACAAGCUAGAUAACCUGCAGAAGCGUGAUGAUGCUGCUUACUGAUGAGGAGUUACAAGGCUGGAAGGCUGGCUCCUGUCCUUAGG